AUGUCGGCCUUAUCUAUUGAUCCUACGAGCGGUGCUACCGCUGUUCCCGAUGUGGAUUGGGAAGGCCCUCCAUAUCCUCCUCCGCCGCUCCCUCCAGAAGCGCCACCCCUGCCAAUCCUUGAGCAGACGCCAGUGAAGGCAUGUUUUUUUGACUUAGAAAGGAACAUGCACGCCCGACCUCCCAUCUCUCUUGCCGACAUGGAAGAAGAAGCCGAGGCAAAGUUUGGUGUCCUCGAGGACAUGGCCCGUGAGAGUCGUUUUGGGGCCAGCCUAGCUCAUUUGCCUCAUUCAAAAGUAGACUGGAGCACCUCUACUGAAGCAAUGGCAGCUGGGGCUCUCUGCUGGAUCCCAGAAGCAGGAUGUGGUGGCUUUGCGCCUGGAGUUCUUAUCACUGACGACAUAGUCAGAGAUCACUUUCGGAGCCGUGUUCAUAAGAACCACGAAGAAGCCAUGCGGCUAGAGGCCGAAAAUAAAGAACCAUCUCCUCCUCCCCCAGAGCCUAGGUUCGUCAUGUUCCGUACCAUGAACAUUGUGUUCCUGGAUCCUCCUGGCGACCCGGAUCGGGUGAUUCCCGAUUCUUAG
Fusarium sp. VM40 is the source of this 582-nucleotide messenger RNA. NCBI's taxonomy places the organism in Eukaryota, Fungi, Ascomycota, Sordariomycetes, Hypocreales, Nectriaceae. The record is from the annotation of a GenBank genome assembly.